CACCCCAGCAGCCUGCCUUCUACCCCUCCUGCCACACGCCUGUGGACACCAUGAGCGUGAAAGGAAAAGUCACUGUAGCUCUGGGUGAGAAGUUGGUUUAAAAAAACGACCACAAUGGAGAGGGAACUGAGUCUGAACCGGGCCGAGACCUUCUCCUUCGUCAACCCCUGGAUCAGAUAUUUCCUCUUCUUCUUCAGCUUCCUGUUCUGGGUUUUCUCCUUAUUGAUUGUUGCCAUCGGGGUCUACGCCAAAGUCCAGAAAGCCACAGAAACGGUGCGGGACAGGUUCCUGGUCGACCCAGCUGUCAUCCUAAUUGUGGUGGGGGUGGUGAUGUUCUUCAUCACGUUCUGCGGCUGCAUCGGAGCCCUCAGGGAGAACAUUCGCCUCCUCAAGACAUUUUCCUUCAGCCUGACCCUGGUCUUCCUCAUCCACCUGGCCGUAGCAAUACUAGGCUUCUUCUACUCCGACCAGACCCGCAGCGCUUUGGAAAAGUUUGCGAGGAAGGCCAUCGUGCACUACCGGGACGACCUGGACCUGCAGAACCUCAUGGAUUACAUCCAAAAGGAGUUCAAGUGCUGUGGGUGGAACAGCUACACGGACUGGUCCUGGAAUCUGUACUUCAACUGCACCCGUGAAAACCCCAGCUCGGAGCGCUGCGCCGUGCCGUACUCCUGCUGCACUCCCGUCCCCGGCGAGACAGUGAUCAACACCAUGUGUGGCUUCGGGGUCCAGACCCAAAAGUAUCUGGAUGCAAACAAGUCGAUCUACCCGGUGGGCUGCGCCGACAGGGCCGUGAUGUGGAUCGAGACCCAUCUGCUGCUGGUGGGGGCGCUCACGCUGGGCCUGGCCUUGCCUCAGAUCGCCGGCAUCGUGCUGUCGCAGAUCCUCAUCUCUCAGAUCCAGGAGGAGAUUACCUCGCUUUCAUGAGCGGGACGCGGGACAUCAGGAAAAGACGCCGUUCCUGGAGGUUUCUGACGAGUGUGAGGGCAGGAAUAACGCUUGCUGCUUUUAGAUGCACUUUAUUCUUUUUCUCCAGCAGUUUUUACAUCAACACUUGGGAUUAAAUGUGACAUUUUUACCUAAAAUAUCAUUUAACAAUUCAUUCAGUCUUCUUGUUGGUUUCCAGCAAAUGUUUCAAUGUCAUGAUUGAUUUGAAUAAGAAAAUAUGAAAUAAUCACACUAUGUAAUAGUAAAGUGAAUCAAUUGAAAGAAUAGUGUACAAAAACUU
Oryzias latipes (Japanese medaka) is the source of this 1228-nucleotide messenger RNA. It is a transcript of the gene tspan33b, whose product is annotated as tetraspanin 33b. The record is from RefSeq and is a predicted model, not a curated record. Lineage: Eukaryota; Metazoa; Chordata; Actinopteri; Beloniformes; Adrianichthyidae. Gene Ontology annotation, cellular component: plasma membrane.